GAAUAACAGAAAACCCAAUUCUCAAUCUUGUUCCUUUCUUUCCAUUCUCUCCUGGUCGAAGAUUCAUCCAUUGAUCGGGCCGGAGUGUUACAAUCAUUCGCUCGGUCACUCCCUCCGUGCCCAGUCCCUUCGUGACCUAGUUCGGUUUUGUACUUUCGUGGAUGCGAAUUACGUGUUUUGAAGCUUGAAAUCGGAGCCAUUUUCCUUUCGCGGCAGAGGAGGGAAGAAGAGAUAUGGCAGAUAAUGAAGAAUUACCAGAAGGGACAGUACGGAACAUACUGGAUCAAGAAACUCUCAAGUGGGUUUUCGUCGGAGGGAAAGGCGGAGUCGGGAAGACCACUUGCAGCUCCAUCAUCUCCAUUCUUCUGGCCAGCGUCAGAUCGUCGGUUUUGAUCAUAUCCACUGAUCCGGCCCACAAUCUCAGCGAUGCUUUCCAACAGCGCUUCACCAAGUCACCUUCGUUGGUCAAUGGCUUCACCAAUCUCUACGCUAUGGAGGUGGAUCCCAGUGUUGAGAAUGAAGAUGUGGGUGGCAACGAGGAGAUGGAUAGCUUGUUCUCUGAACUAGCCAACGCAAUCCCUGGUAUUGAUGAAGCCAUGAGCUUUGCAGAAAUGUUGAAGUUGGUUCAAACAAUGGAUUAUAGUGUUAUUGUGUUUGAUACAGCCCCAACUGGUCAUACUCUCCGGCUACUACAAUUUCCCUCGACAUUGGAGAAAGGUCUUCAGAAAAUGAUGUCCUUAAAACAUCGGUUUGGUGGAUUGUUGACCCAGGUGACUCGUAUGUUUGGUAUUGAUGGUGACUUCGGGGAAGACGCAAUUUUGGGGAGACUCGAGGGCAUGAAAGAUGUAAUUGAACAAGUGAACAGGCAGUUCAAAGACCCAGACAUGACCACAUUUGUGUGUGUCUGCAUUCCGGAGUUCCUCUCUCUCUAUGAAACAGAGAGAUUGGUCCAGGAACUUACCAAGUUUGAAAUCGACACGCAUAACAUUAUCAUCAACCAAGUGCUUUACAAUGAAGAUGACGUUGAGUCCAAAUUGCUAAAAGCAAGAAUGCGGAUGCAGCAGAAGUACCUCGAUCAGUUUUACAUGCUAUAUGAUGACUUCCACAUCACAAAGCUUCCAUUGUUGCCAGAGGAGGUCACUGGAGUCGAAGCUCUGAAGAACUUUUCACACCGAUUUCUGACACCGCAUCAACCUUCAGCUGGAAAUUUAACAGUGGAAGAGAUGGAAGAAAGGGUAUCCACUCUAAGGAAGAAAUUGGAAGACGCAGAGGCAGAUCUAGAGAAACUUAGGAAAGGUAAGCAAAAGGCCUAGUGAGUGAACCAAGGCAGAAGCCUUACUGUGUUCCUCCCACAUUUGGAUUAGAUGAUAGUUUGGGGUUUGUGUUACUUUUGAAAUCAUUGGUCCGACAUGACCAGAAACCGCUGAUGGUGGCAGGGUAAACCGGCGAUUAGAUUCAGUAAGCAGCUGUCAGCUGAGAAACACUCCUCGCUAUAGAGAUAGAGUUGCUUUAUCCUUAUUGUUUCUGGAGCGGAAUAUGAUAUAUUUUCAAUUAAGUACCUGAAAUUUUUCCGAUGUUUUGGUACCUUCAGUUAUAGAUUUUAAUUUCUCUCAAGUCUACUGUUAUCUCUAGAUCAAUCCAUUGGAUCUUGGCCAAGGUAGAGGAGGAUUGCUUUGGCAUAACCUGAGAUGAAAGAUGGGAAUUGCAGCUACGAGAAGAACGAUCAUGGCUCGCUGCAACUGAACCCCAAUCAGAGUAAUGACGGCAAAUACUCGAAUCGAUGACAUCCCGAAUUCAAACUUGUACAUUUGUUAAAAUACUAAUCUGGUUAAAAUUUUGAUACUCAAGUGG
Linum tenue is the source of this 1851-nucleotide messenger RNA. The record is from the annotation of a GenBank genome assembly. Lineage: Eukaryota; Viridiplantae; Streptophyta; Magnoliopsida; Malpighiales; Linaceae.